AUGACAGUUGUGGUAAUGGCUUAUGGCAUGUAUGAUGAUCUUCAACCAUCGAUUUCUUUCGAUGAUUAUUAUUGUCAAUUACGUUCUUAUGUAAAUUAUGUUUUUAUUUGUGCUUUUUAUUAUUCAUGUUUGUUACAAGCAAUGUUUCGUUUAUGUCGCGUUGUUUUUCAAAAACGAAAAAUUUUACAAUCACGAACUGUUUUCACAAUAGCAAUGAUUAUACAAUGGCUUGUAUCAAUUGUUUAUAUACUUGCAUAUCUUCUUUUAAAUGAUUUUCAAUAUCAUCCGGAUAUAAGUAGUUGUUGGCUUUCUUUUAAAAAUAUUUGUGGACUUUCAAUUGCUAUGGUAUUCGUAUAUGGUAGUCCUCUAACUAUAAUGACUUUAAUAUAUGUUUGUAUAGUUCGAUUUAUUCGUCACACAGUUCAAACUCAACAAAUACGAAAUAAUGCAAAUAAACGAGAUUUACUUGUUGUUAAACGCAUUAUUAUUCUUGUUUUUAUUGCUAUGACAAUAGGUAUACCAACAUUAUUAAUUUUUAUUGUCUACAUGAUAACUAAUUAUUUAACUCCAUUAGCUUAUCAUAUUCAAGCAUUAAGUUUAACAUGGGGUCUUGUUGCUGCAUCGAUUGCUAUGGGAUUUAUAACACCACAAGUACGAGAAAUUUUUAAAAUGAAUCGACAUAUUAAUCCUACAACACCUAUGGAAAUUGCUCUAGAACGAAAAGAAACAACUUUUUAA
Rotaria sp. Silwood2 is the source of this 738-nucleotide messenger RNA. The record is from the annotation of a GenBank genome assembly. Lineage: Eukaryota; Metazoa; Rotifera; Eurotatoria; Philodinida; Philodinidae.